UACUUCAGUUUUGUUUCAAUUCGUAAACAUGAAUAAUGUAACAUAUCUGAGUUCAUGUGCGUGGCGGGGAAUGUAUGAAAUGUUUUAGAUUUCAUUAUGUAACUGAUCCUUGUAUCAAAUUUUAAAUGAUGCGAAGAAGGAAAGUUAUUUUGUUAACAAUCGUUGUAAUAUUAAUCAUAAUAGGUUUUAAAAUGUUGUUUUAUUUUCAUGUAGAUCCUUCUAGUGAAGAGUUUACUAAUGUAGAUUUGUGUCCUGCUUGCUAUGGUAGAGAUUUGUGCCCACAAUUUUUUCAUGGAGACAUUUCUUUACUUGGAAUAAGUAAAUUGAGAUAUCUUAAAAGUAGUAAGAAUGUAUUCCUUGGUAAAUUAUCAAAUAAUCGUGUGGUUCUGAAAAAACUUGCUCAUGAUUCAGAAAUAGCAAAUAUGGACAAAUUAUUGUGUGAUAAAGCAAAUCUCAGUCCAUGCGACGUAAAGGAUGCUGUUAAAAUAUUAAUACAUAAACAUCUUGAAAUUCCAGAUAGUUUUCAUUUUAAGAAUUUAAUAAAAACCCUUGAUAGUUCAACUGAUAUUACCCGUUGCCCAUCAGAAAGGCUUAUAACUUAUUUACAAGAUCAGUUAAAUAUGAAGAGAAAGCUCAUAGAUUUUGAGGACGUGGGAUCUCAUGGACUUGGUGAGCUUAUGUAUGGUUUGCUUUUAAAUCCUGAAGGAAUUAUAUUGCAGGCAUUUUCUCAAGCUGAGGGAUGGCCUUUUCCACAAUAUUUGGGCUCUUGUGGUCGUGUCAUUGUUGAAGAAUAUGUGGGAAAGACUAUCUCGUAUUAUGAGGAUUCUCCAUGGAAACAGAGGGUAGAUAUUGCUUACCAGCUUUUGUUGAUUGCUCAGAUGUUAACAGAAAAUGAUUCGGGGUUUUCUCUGUACAUGACAGAUGUGAAUAUGGAUAACUUCGCUGUUAGAUCUGAUGGAACUGUUUUACUUGUUGAUGUUGAAAGCGUUGUCAUUGUGGAUCGUUUCAAUUUGAAAAAAGAUCAAAACUUUUUGAACAAACGGCAUCAUAGCAAAGGACAAUUCUGCAAAGAUUGUUUGAACUUUUCUUUUGACGAUCUGUGUAAUCAUAGUCAGUCUGACCAUAAUUAUUAUGCUAUUUGUAAAGGUUUACUUGUUCCGGAAUCUUAUUAUUCUCCAAAGGGUUUCUUACACGAAAUACCUGAAAACGUUAAUACUCAAACAAAUUUAUCUGUUCUAGUUCAAGAAUGUGCGAAUCCAUCUACAUUGUUCAACCGUUUUCGCGUUGUGCCCAAAAUCUUGCAGAUUAUGAAAUCUUUACUUUAAAAUAUAUUGUUUAGCAUGGAGUUUUGAAAAUAUAUGCGUAUAGAUAGACGUUUUGAAAUGCGAAUAAAAUACUCUCAUCUACAAAUGAAUCUUUAUAAUAUUCUUGAGUAACUGACUAUCCAAAUUCUCUUAAUUUUUUAAUUCUUUGUUAAAUGUUUAAUUUUUUCCUUAAAAUGUUAUUUAUAUUGAGCGCUGUGAAUAAAAUCAGAUAUGAAAUUAAUAUAUCUUAAACUUAAUGGUAGAAAUACUACUUAAGGUUGUGCUUAUAAGUGUCUUUCAUCUGGGGACUGUUAUGAUAAAGCUUCUGACAUUUCAUUUCUGUACUUUUUCAAAUGUCAAAUGCUUUAACACCUGUGUUAUAUUACAAUGUAUAAAAAUAUUUUCCUACUGUUUGAAUAGCUUUUAAGCUGUCAAUAAUAUGUGAUUUUAAUGUUUUGAAAGCAUAUAUUCUACGAACAGCAGUUAAUACUCAAUAUUAACUUUUGUUAGUUUUUAGAUUAAGUAUUCUAUAAAAUAAUGUUUUUAGGUAUUCAAAUUUCUAAAUCUGUAAAAUUUAUUGUUGUUCCUUUAAAUAUGUGAAUGAAAAAAGAAAAAUUUACCAUUAAUUAACUAUAGUAAGGCAAGCUUUCAAAAGUGAACUUUAGUACUGCCUUUAUUUUGGUUUUAAUAACAUAGAAUAUUUUAAUAUUUCUCCCUAUUAAAUACAUUUUAUAGUCUGUCAAAAAAAAGUACAUAUUAUAUUAACAUCUUCACUAGUUUGACUCCAAAGCCUAUAGAUUUUGGAAUCAAACAAAAUAUGUCAUGAAGCAGUGAUGCUCAAGGAAUAUUGUAUGUCAUUUCAAAAGAGAUUUUUCUCAUUAAUUACUUUGUAUUUCUGUACAUGACUACAGAUACAUUUUUAAGUAUGAAGAAUUUAUUUGCCAUUGUCAAAUGAUGAAAUAAAAUCAAAGAAUAUGAUGCAUCAACAGCACAACCUAUUAACAGCUUCUUGUAGCUUUCAGGUUUCACAAAACUUUGCACUUAUGGAUAGUUUUCUGCUCUUCCUCAAACAAUGCUCUUUAUCAUUGUAGGAUCAGAUAAGGUCACAUUACUGGAAUUCAAAAACUACUCAUCAGUUUUAUUUUGAAAGAAUUCUUUGCAAAAUUUUAGAGGAGUGUCCAGCAGAAACACCAAAGUGCCUUGGUAAUCCAUCUUUAAAAAGAUUCAAAUUAUGCAUGAGCUCAUAUUUAAAUGAUGUAGACAUUAUAACGUGCGUGUUUUUUGAAGAUUAGUUUAGGUAAUUCAAGUAUAAACAUUAAAGAGCUGAAAACGAACUAGUCAUUGAGGCAUGAUAUAAAACAAAGAUAUAGCCUCUUAACUAUCACUGUAUAUAUAAAAAUCAUUGCACUAAAAUACGAUUUUUAAAAAAUGGUAGCGUUGUUUACAGGUAAAAUAUGUAUCAAUGAAGUGUUAUUUAUAGAUAUAGAACGUUACUUAACUGCGCUCUAUAACUACACUUUUGUAGUUGAGUGGUCCUUAUUUGGUUUUAGGGUCAUUUGGGAACUCUGCUUGCUGUUGGCAUUCCUUUUAAAUCCUUGAAUCGUACGCCUGGCUAUUUAUAUUAGAUUAUAUGUGAUUAGUCUCAUCAGAAUACCAGUGUAUGGAGUGCUAUUUUCAGUUUAGGAAUAAAUAGUGAAAUUUUGUUAAUUUUUUUUAAUAAUUAAAAUUAUUUUCAGCAAUAAUUUUCACUAUUGGUCUUAUAUUUAAACUGUUUCCAUUGUUUCUUAACAUUUAACUGUAGUAAAAAAUGUAGCUAUUUAUUUUUUGUAUAAUAUGAU
This is a messenger RNA of Argiope bruennichi, 3142 nucleotides long. Its product is annotated as divergent protein kinase domain 2A-like. Bases 126 to 1325 code for a protein of 399 amino acids. The record is from RefSeq and is a predicted model, not a curated record. Lineage: Eukaryota; Metazoa; Arthropoda; Arachnida; Araneae; Araneidae. The transcript has 3 exons.